Molecule: messenger RNA, 162 nt
Organism: Entrophospora sp. SA101
Lineage: Eukaryota; Fungi; Glomeromycota; Glomeromycetes; Entrophosporales; Entrophosporaceae
Source: the annotation of a GenBank genome assembly
AUGCCUGAAGAUUUUGCUGGACUUGGACCUGAAGUGGAUGGAUUGAUUAAAUUAAAGACUCCUGCUGAAGAAGCUAUUGCUAAGGGAAAAAAGGAAAAGGCCAAAGAGCAUAAGAAAGCUGUAAAACUCGCUAAGAAUAUUCUAAAUAAUCAGAAUUCUUAG